Molecule: messenger RNA, 965 nt
Organism: Carassius auratus (goldfish)
Lineage: Eukaryota; Metazoa; Chordata; Actinopteri; Cypriniformes; Cyprinidae
Gene: s100w
Product: S100 calcium binding protein W
Exons: 3
Coding region: 154-474 (106 amino acids)
Cellular component (GO): perinuclear region of cytoplasm
Molecular function (GO): transition metal ion binding; calcium-dependent protein binding; calcium ion binding
Source: RefSeq, a predicted model, not a curated record
UGGGUGGCUACAGAUCCUUCAUAGCAUAAGAAUGAAUCAUCCCUUCCAUUGUGUGUGCUGUGGAGUAUAAAAUCUGUGCUUUAAAGCAGUAGACGAUUUACUCCAAAAAACCAUCUGCUUUACUUCUCUUGGAACCCACCAACCAACCAAGACAUGUCUAAGCUGGAGAAAGCCAUUGUGGCCAUAGUGGAGGUUUUUGAGGAAUGUGCAGGGACAGAUGAGCAGAAAACCCAACUCAGUAUUGCUGAACUUGGACAGCUAAUCAAAGCCCAAAUUACCAGUCCCGAAUUUAAGGAUAAAGUGGAUCCAGACAAUAUUAAGGAGGUCAUGGAAGAACUGGAUAAGAACCAUGAUGGUGAAGUGAACUUCCGUGAAUACAGCCAGUGUAUUGCUGGCCUAGCCAGGGCCUACUACACAAAGAAGCAUGGUAAGGACAAGUGCAGAGGAAGGGGCAGGGGUUGUCAGGAUAAAUGAACACAUAUCCUUACUCUCCUGAUGCACUAGACACUCGCCUUCGACAAGGUCACAAAGGAUCUCUCUAUAAUGUGUAAUAAUGUUGCAAACAAUUUUAUAUGCUGUAAGACAAAAACAAAAAACGGUUUAAAUUGGUGGAUAAUCUUUUGUAAUGCCAUUUGCUAAUGUUGUAGAAAACAUUUCUCAACAGACAGUGUUGUGAAAAAUGGUUGUCCUGUCUAUAAUGAACAAAAAAUGAAAAGUGCAAUCAAUGUUUCUGAACACCAAUAAAACUUUUUAUGAUCUCAUGUUAUUUCACAUAAUUUUGUACAUGUUAAAACAAUAUAUAUGUACAUCAAUAAUUGGAUGCAAUGUUUUAAAAAAACCUAUGUAACACAUACAUUUAUUUAAAUUAUUGCAUGUCAGGCUUUAAUAUUAUAUGGAUUUUUGGAGAUCAUGAUAUCACGCCAUGAUGUGCUUUUUUAUCACACAAUAAAUAAUUACAAUUCUUA